This is a messenger RNA of Mus musculus (house mouse), 5200 nucleotides long. It is a transcript of the gene Rnpepl1, whose product is annotated as arginyl aminopeptidase (aminopeptidase B)-like 1. The record is from RefSeq and is a predicted model, not a curated record. Gene Ontology annotation, biological process: proteolysis. The transcript has 11 exons. Bases 2991 to 4475 code for a protein of 494 amino acids. NCBI's taxonomy places the organism in Eukaryota, Metazoa, Chordata, Mammalia, Rodentia, Muridae. Gene Ontology annotation, molecular function: metallopeptidase activity; metalloaminopeptidase activity; zinc ion binding.
GCCCGCGCCCGGCCGCCACCGCCGCCGCCGCCGCCGCCACCACCACCGCCACCGCCACCGCCACCGCCGCCCGGGCCCCUCGCCCACUGACCGCGGCCUACAGUGGCCGCCGCCCAUGGAUUUCACCUAGCGCCGGUGGUCAUGGCGGCGCAGUGCUGCUGCCGCAAGGCGCCCGGCGCCGAAGCCGCGCCCGCCCGCCCGCCGCCGGAGCCGCCGCCCGCCCUGGACGUGGCCUCGGCCUCCAGCGCGCAGCUCUUCCGCCUCCGCCACCUGCAGCUGGGCCUGGAGCUGCGGCCCGAGGCGCGUGAGCUGGCCGGCUGCCUGGUGCUGGAACUGUGCGCGCUGCGGCCCGCGCCCCGCGCGCUCGUGCUCGACGCGCACCCGGCCUUGCGCCUACACUCGGUCUCGUUUCGCCGCGCCUCCGCCGUCUCCGAGUCGCCGUGCACCUUCGCCUUCCCUGCCCCGGGGUCGGGGCCCCCGCUGCCCGGCUUCGCCGAUGCGCCUGGAGCGGAGUCUGCCAGCUGCCCGCUGGCCUUCAGGCUGGACCCGUUCACCGACUAUGGCUCCUCUCUGACCGUCACACUGCCUCCCGAGGUGCAGGCGCACCAGCCCUUCCAGGUCAUCCUACGCUACACCUCGACCGACGCCCCGGCCGUGAGUCCCGCCCGGGUGGGCUUCUGGAUUGUGGGCGGUCAGCGGGGUUUUGAAGGCACCCCUCGUUCAUUUCACUGCUGGGCCAGCUGCACCCUGCCCCUGGGACACCUGCAGAGGGCGAGGGGCAGCCUGGACCAAGAGUCUGUCUGCCCUAGGUGGCAUAUUGCCUACAAGUUCUUCGAGUAGAGCCCCAGGUCCAGGCCCGGUGGACAGUGGAGAUACUCAACAGUGUGUUUCUCAGGGGAAGGGGAGAACGACAACUUCCCGUCUUGUACCAGUAUCUGGGUACAAGAGCAGCUUCUGGUGGGGCUCUGCUAAGUCAGCUGUAAGAGCCCAGCAUUGAGGGGUGUUCUGAGAGCGCCUGAUACAGAAGGGCCACCCUGUGACCUGCACCUUCACAGGGCUUGAGGACACCCGGGUCUGUUCUCUGGAGGUGGAACGAGGGACAGUGGGUGACAGACAAGGCCUUGUGAGCUGUGAGGCGUGGCUUUGGGCUCCCUACACUGUAUUGUGACAUGCUGGGGCAGGUGUGCUCCACCUCCUAAUAGACACACAGGGCUCUGCUCAGGCUUUCCGCACAGAGCACCCACCAUCCCACAGGUCCCGAUGGAAAAAGCAAAGGAUGUAAAGCUAGUGUUGGGGUAGCACAGGGCCAAUGGGGUUGCAGAAUGGAACAGGACCUUUGACUCCUGAAGCACGGUUCCUCCCUCCAGCUCCCCAGGUAGGAGAGAGUGCUCAUGUGACAUCUACCAUGGAUACACAGAGCACAGGCAGCAGCUCUGCAGGGCCCUUGGAAGGUUCAUCUGCCCCCACCUGGGGAGCCCAAAGGAACAGGCCAGGAGCCACAAAGGGACAAGUUGACAUCUGGGCAGAAAAAGACCAGAUGGGAUUCACAUCUGUGGGCUUCCUGCACUCUUCUCAGGAGUCUUGACUGGGGCCUGCCACCUCUUCCCAGAGUCCCUGCCCCUGCGCCUGUAACUAGUCACCAGGGCUCAGCCCUCUGCUGGCUGUGGUAGGCUGUGGUAGUGUGAAGCCUCUGCAGAUGUUAGGCCUACUGCUUAGCAUGCCAGGUGAAGACUGAUGAGGGAGGCACUUCCUGGCUGCCACUUGUGGAUGUGUGCUGUGUGUGUUUGUUCUGCCAUUAACAGCAGAGGGAUGGGAAUGGACCUUUCAUUGUUGCACUAGAUGGGGGGGGUGGGGGGGCGUGGGCUGAUGUAUGGGGGCUGUGGUUGCUCUGGACAGGGAAAGCUGCAGGGUCCUCAGAGUCUGGGUGGCUCCAGGGUAACAUAACAAUGCUGACCCAUGGAAGCAGAUUGGCCUCUAACCUCAGGCACCUACUGUUGCACAUGAGCAUUGAGAAGCUCAGCACUCAGAUCCCCGUCUGCCCUGUGCCUAGUGAGGAUGCAGAGGGAGCCAUCUAGGUUUCCCAGGCCCCUGACAGUGGAUCCGACUCUAGGGGCCGCAGUUUGGAGGUGCUUCAGAGUCUAGGGCUCCUCUGCACCCCAGGCCUUCAUUCCCACCCCAACAAGAACAGUUUUUUUUUCUUGCUCUACAGAAUCUGAAGUCAGUUAACCCAUUGCUUAUCCACCAGCCCAUCAGCUGCCAUGCUCUGGGGCAGGCGACUCUCACCUUUAGGGUAGUAUUAUUGGUGUCUGGAAAGGCACCUUGCCUGCUGGAGCCAAGGCAUGGUGGUGGAGGUAUAGGGUAAAAAGUAGGUGGCGCCUGAGGGUUCAGUGGAAGGGGAGAUGGAAACACCAUCGCUGAAGUAUAGGUGGUAUGAGAAGGGAGAGACUGAAGGGCAUUUGGAAGCCUGUCCUCCCUGAGUGGACCAGGAACCCACUGGCAACAGGAUCUACUGCAGGAACACUCCUCCAUUCAGGUCCCUGGGUCCCAGACCUCUGGAGGCUGCAUUUAACUAGCUCUCCAAAAAAAAGAAAAGAAAAGAAAAGAAAAGAAAAGAAAAGAAAAGAAAAGAAAAGAAAAGAAAAGAAAAGAAGAGAAAAGAAAAGAAGAGAAAAGACACAUCAGCAGGUUUGCUGUUGGUGCAGACAGUGCUGGGAAGAGCUCCAGGAAUGCUAGCAGACACCUGACCAGCUCUCCAUGGCGAGCAGCCCACCCAAGUUUGUGACCCAGUGACAGGCAGCCUCCUGGGUGUGGAGUCUGUGGGGAAGAUCUGGUGGCUGGACCCGGAGCUGACCUAUGGCAAUGCCAAGCCAUUCGUCUUCACCCAGGGACACUCUGUGUGCAACCGCUCCUUCUUCCCGUGCUUCGAUACGCCGGCGGUCAAGUGCACCUACUCAGCCGUUGUCAAGGCCCCCUUAGGGGUACAGGUGCUGAUGAGUGCAACCCAGAGCGUGUACGUGGAAGAGGAAGGCCUCUACCACUUCCACAUGGAGCACCCAGUACCCGCCUACCUCGUAGCCCUUGUGGCCGGAGACCUCAAGCCAGCAGACAUUGGGCCCAGGAGCCGUGUGUGGGCUGAGCCAUGCCUCCUGCCCACAGCCACCAGCAAGCUAUCAGGUGCAGUGGAACAGUGGCUGAGUGCAGCAGAGCGAUUAUAUGGACCAUACAUGUGGGGCAGAUAUGACAUCGUCUUCCUGCCGCCCUCCUUCCCCAUCGUGGCCAUGGAGAACCCCUGCCUCACCUUCAUCAUCUCCUCCAUCCUUGAGAGUGACGAGUUCCUGGUGAUUGAUGUCAUCCAUGAGGUAGCCCACAGCUGGUUCGGCAAUGCUGUCACCAACGCUACUUGGGAGGAGAUGUGGCUGAGUGAGGGCCUGGCCACCUAUGCACAGCGCCGCAUCACCACGGAGACCUAUGGGGCUGCCUUCACCUGCCUAGAGACAGCCUUCCGCUUGGAUGCCCUGCAUAGGCAGAUGCGGCUUCUUGGGGAAGAUAGUCCGGUUAGCAAGUUGCAGGUCAAGCUAGAACCAGGCGUGAAUCCUAGUCACCUGAUGAACCUGUUCACCUAUGAGAAGGGCUACUGCUUCGUGUACUACCUGUCCCAGCUCUGUGGCGGUCCCCAGCGCUUUGACGACUUUCUCCGAGCCUAUGUGGAGAAAUACAAGUUCACCAGUGUGGUGGCCCAGGACCUGCUGGAUUCCUUCCUGAGCUUCUUCCCUGAACUGAAGGAGCAGAGCGUGGACUGCCGGGCAGGGCUGGAGUUCGAGCGCUGGCUCAAUGCCACAGGCCCACCACUGGCUGAGCCAGACCUGUCACAGGGGUCCAGCCUAACCCGGCCUGUGGAAGCCCUUUUCCAGCUGUGGACUGCAGAGCCCCUGGAGCAGGCGGCAGCUUCAGCCAGUGCCAUUGACAUCUCCAAAUGGAGGACCUUCCAGACAGCACUCUUCCUGGACCGGCUGCUAGAUGGAUCCCCGUUGCCUCAGGAGGUGGUGAUGAGCCUGUCCAAGUGCUACUCAUCCCUGCUGGACUCCAUGAACGCUGAGAUCCGCAUCCGCUGGCUGCAGAUCGUUGUCCGCAAUGACUACUAUCCUGAUCUUCACAGGGUCCGCCGUUUCCUGGAAAGCCAGAUGUCGCGCAUGUACACCAUCCCACUGUACGAGGACCUCUGCACUGGUGCCCUCAAGUCCUUCGCUCUAGAGGUCUUCUACCAAACCCAGGGCCGGCUGCAUCCCAACUUGCGCAGAACCAUCCAGCAGAUCCUGUCCCAGGGGCUAGGCCCCAGUGCGGAGCCGAGUACAGAGCCCAGCACGGACCUGGGCGGUGCUGAGGCAGACACGAACCCAGACUCGCCAGCCCUGCUGCUCGGGGACGAGGCCCCCAGCAGCACCAUCUCUCUCAGGGACGUCAAUGUGUCUGCCUAGCCUUGAUGGUAACUGACCCUCGACCUCCCAGACACCACGAUUGUGCCUUUUGUGGUCCGGGCCGCCAUGACUGCGCCUUGGCUCUGGCCACGAGCUCUGCCCGGGACCAUAACCCCUCCCAUUGGCUCCAGGCCAGGGGCAUAGGGAAAAGGAACUGUAUUCAUUGAUGCUCGUGGACCAGGGCCCACCCUGUCCCUGCUCUCUUGCACUGCAGGCCCCAGGGAUGGCCUAUACACACUAUGCCUCCUGUUUCAACACUGACAGCCAUGCCUCACCCUGGAAGCCAGCAUCUGCUGACACUGCCCUGGGGACAGUGACCCCAGCGGUCCCACAGCAACAACCACAAUGUGCCUUAACGUGUGCCAGAGACCCAGAAUGCACGGUCCUGGAAAUGUGCUUUCCUGCAGAGCCCUGUGUCUGGCCCCUGGGCUGGAUGGAAAGCCUUGCUUUAGGGACAGAAGACAGAGGGGCAAGGACACAGGCAUUCCAUCAGUGUGGGGGCAGGAGACAGAGGAAGAGACUAGACCUCUCAAGCAGGCCUGUCUCUGUACUAGUCCAAGCCCCCAGAGGUACAGGGAAGAAUGGCCUAUCCUUGUGGCGACCUGUGUACCAUUGGUGCUCUCUGUGCCUGUCUGCUAGGAGAGACCCCAGGCUGUGACUUCAGCCUGGAACUGCAACAGGAACCAUGGUGACUGUCCCAUUAAAUCUCCACUCUGCAGAUCUGA